AACAUUACCCUCUCCUGGCCCCCUAGCCUAGGGAGUGGUGGAGCUGAAACGAACAAAGGACGGAGCUUGUGGACGCAGAGACUGGACUCAGGAGAUGUUCUUGUGGUGACCCAGAUAUUGGAUGCAAAUAAAGAACUAUGCACUAUUUAACUAGGGGCAUUUUAGGGAAACCCUGUUUCCCUGAGCAAAGCAGGUCCUAAGCCGGGGCAAAGGACUGGCGUCUGCAGCAGCCAACCACCAGCGAAGAGGCGGCCAGUCUAGGGGAGGCGGGCGUGCUGAUCGUCAGAGGGGCUUGCUCGCCGCGAAGCCCGGGCUGAGAGCAGCCGUGCUCGGGGCAGGUGGCGCCCAGGAGCGGGCAAUGCCCUGUGUCGCUCGCUGGUUACAAUCUAAUUUAACACAAUGUCACAACAACGAGUCCUGCCUCAGAGUAAAGAGACCCUCCUACAGUCCUACAACAAGAGGCUGAAAGAUGACAUCAAGUCAAUCAUGGAUAACUUCACAGAGAUCAUCAAGACUGCUAAGAUUGAAGAUGAAACCCAAGUCUCUCGAGCAACCCAGAGUGAGCAGGACAACUAUGAGAUGCACGUCAGAGCUGCCAACAUCGUCCGAGCUGGCGAAUCCCUGAUGAAGCUUGUGUCUGACCUGAAGCAGUUCUUGAUCCUCAAUGACUUCCCCUCCGUGAACGAAGCCAUUAACCAGCGUAACCAGCAGCUGCGGAGCGUGCAGGAAGAGUGUGACAAGAAGCUGAUCUCGCUGAGGGAUGAGAUUUCCAUUGACCUGUAUGAACUAGAAGAAGAAUAUUACUCUUCCAGGUACAAAUAGGGCCAUGGACUCCCAUGUACUAACAAGCCUCCUCUUGUCUCCAGCCCUUUCUGAGAAACAGGAUAGGAGAGCAGAUUGUCCUUAAGACACAAGCCUAAAUGGAUAUUUCCCCUUAAAAUUCACACCUGUUUUUAAUUAGAUCAAACUUGUCUUCUGCAACCUAAAACAAGCUAUCGAGAUGCAAAGCAGUCAGGCUGGUAUGGGGCAGAGCCUCUUUCUGUGCCAGUUCUUUCACAAGUGUCUUAAACUACAUAACAUGCCUAUUCCUUGUAGCUCACCCCCACCAACUGUCUGAAAUCUGUUUAAAAUGAACAUUUAAAAUUAACUAAAGGGACAUCAUCAAGUAGCUUAGAAUCAACAUUUUUCUAUCUCUAGCAGGGUGAGAGGGUUGGUGGUUUUUUGUAAAAACUUACCACUAAUGUAUCUUUUGUGAAAUCUUUUUAAAGACUUUCAAUAGAACAUAGGUUCUGGUGGAUACAACUUUUUUCCCCUCCUAAUAUUGUUGCAACCCCCAACAUCGCUAGUUAAUGAGGUCCAGUAAAUGAAAGUGACCAGAAUCCGAUCUGAAAGGGACUGGUUUGGUUGCACUGUCCAAGGUCAGUGAAGUGCAACAAAUUCUAAUAAUUACAAGCCACAUCUAAACACCACAGACAAGUUAAUCAACAGCAUAAAUGGUAAAAAGCAAACGAGUUCUUUAAACUUCUUUCACUUUUAAUAAGCUUUGAUAAGAUGAUUUUUUUUAAUUUUAUUAUUUUUUAAUUCCCUAAAAUGUUUAAUGGUAGCUACAGAUGCUCAAGUCAACUGGAACUUAGAAAAUCAGGCCAUAAUUUACUAGUAAUGCAGGUAUUUUAGAAAUAAAUGUUAGCCCAACAGUGUCCCUUUAAAAUUGAUGCAUUAUUUUAAGAAAAUUUACCUUUCAUAACUGGGAAAAGGAGAGCAACAAUUAUAAAAAGAUGUCUUAGGACAGUGAGAGGCCCACUAAAUAUUUUGGAGAUGAGUGGAAAGGGAGUUGAGUAGGGUUACACAAUGCUGACUGAUCUAAGCAAAAUUUCUGGUCUUCUCUGGGGUCAGGACUUUAUUAUUUCAUAACUUGAUUGGACAGCAAAGCAGUGGAUGUUGUCUAACAGGGGUGUGUGCAGUUAUGGUGACCCAAAUGUGAGCCUGUGAUGUGUGUAUGUGGUAUUGUAACCAGACACUCUGGCAUGUACACUUGUGGUUCUAAAAUGGUUAUUUUAAUCUUUGGACCAAUGGGUUCUGACCAUGCUAGUGUGGUCUUUUAUCUACCUAGCUCUGAAACUGCACUAAGCAAUCAUUCCUAGCAGAACUACUGUCUAAGCAGGAGUGGGGGGGGGGGUUGUCCCCUCCCUCCCCCCAUUGUACCAAAUCAAUCCAUUCUUCUGUUUCUAAUAUGAAGUGCUCGUUUGGUGAGAAAUCUUGCCUAGAAUAUAGAGCUAUGCUCUCUUUAAUGACGCCUCAUAUCCUGUAGCUGCACCUAGUGUUUUAUCUACUGGUCCUUGAGCACUUAUUUCCUUUUCCUUCAUGUGCCAUCGGCUACAGUUUUUAACCAAUCUUUAUUUCUGCACCAAAGAAACAUGUGAGUGUUUAAAUAGAAACAACAAGUGGCUUAUUCAAAGUGCUUUUAUAAAUGGUCAUAAAGAUUUUUUUUUUUAACAGCAUUUUACUGUCUGAUGUGGAGAAAGGGGUUUCUAUUUUGUAUUAAAGCACACAUGGCUGUAGGAUGUUAAUUAUGUUUAAAUGGCUGUAAAGACUCAGUGUGUACCUGGAGAGGGCGACAUGAAACUGAUUCUGAGAGCUCAGCUGGGGGUCAGUAGCUGUCAGCUCCUUGUGCUGUCUAGGAUCAAGCAUAUCAUUUUGUGCUAUAGUGGCCCGAUCCUGCUCUCACUUAAAUUGAUGGGAGCUUUGCAGUUGACUUCAGUGGGAGCAGGACAGUAGGAUUCCACACAACCACCAUUCCAAAUUGCUCUCUCAAUCUCUGGUUUCCGUUGGUGGAUUUUCACCAUCCCCAGUAGUUAGAGCUUUAGAGUUUAACACUUGAAACACUGUUGUUUCCUGGCAUCCCUUUGGGUGAAGCUGCAGAGCAUUGCGUUCUCUGCACCCAGUCUGUUAGCCUCUGGCUGGUCCCUGUGUAUUGCUAGGGCCCAAAAGUCCUUGUGCAGACAAAACUCCUGUUGACUUUACUGCUUGUCUGUGAGAGGACUAUAGAAUUAGACUCUGUGCUUUUGGGUAGGUGUCACCUGGAAGGGCAUGUUCUCACUCCCAUCACGGUAGCAGGGGUUUGGGAGACACUCUUGCCCUAUAUACUGGUAAAUACUGCGUGUCCGUAGGGUUUUUGCUAGUAAAUAUUGACUUCAUGAGGAAACUUGCGAGCCAAGAAUCUUUCAAAGCAACUCAUGUGCUUUUGUGUUCUAGGCAGGUGCCUUCCCACACAGUCCCAAUAGUGCCCUGGGAGAGCAUUUAACAUCUCCUUUGGGUUCACAUCCAGCCAUGCCUCAGGGUCCUCUCCACUGGGAGGCUAGAUGGUGCCUUGCAGAGCCCCAUAGCAACUAUGAACUUCGAGUUACUGGCUGGAGAGCUGUAGUGUAAAUUUUGAGGUCUCUAUAAUUUGGAGGGAAGGGGGGUGGAGGGAGGAGAAGGAGAGAUGCCCACUUCCUUUCCAGAGCUGCAUUCUACCCGGAUGCUAGGCUGAAGAGUUCUUAGUAGUCCUCCAGUGUGAGGUGUGCUGGACACCAGACCCUAGUGCUCUGGGAUCCAGUCCUGAGGGGCUGAGAUCCAGGAGUAAGGGAGAGAAAUGGUUGGUGGAUUCAGGACUAAAUAGGCCCCAGUCCUGCAGUCCUUCAUGCAUACCUCAGUGGCAGCUUUGUUUUGCAUGGUCACUGCAGGAUGUGGUGCUAAGCCUUCAUACCCCAAUGAAGGGACCUCACUUGGUAAUAGUACAAAAGCCCCAGAUGCUAAGCCCCCACCCCUCUUCUCUAGCAAACCCAGCGGGGCAACUGCUGGGAAAGAGAUGACUUGGCAUUGAGUGAAUUCUCUGUAACUGCCAAAAACCAAGUGUCUAAAAUCAGUGACCUCCUCAUGUGCUUAUUCCCCAAAGAUGUAGCUCCGUGCACUCCAGCUUGCCUUAUCCAGCCACCUGUGGCUGGAGCUCUGAAUUCCUGGUCCACCACUCCCGUCUCUUUGAGAGCAUGGCUUGAUGACUGGAGGGUGGGUUUGGAGUUCAACCUGUUAGACACAUCUCUUCAGUUCAAAGUGUUUAGUCUCUUUUUAUAUUUUUUACUCUUAAAAUAUUUCCCAAAAAUCUCUAUUUGAGUCUAUUAAUGGUAAAACAAACCCAAGGGGUCCAGUGGUUUUCUUGAUUCUGUUUUAUUUAUUUUGAACACAAGCUACUUCCUGUUCCAGCACUCACUUCGGUCUCUGGAUGUCUCUUGCAUGGGCAGCUCCUUCCUCUCUUCCAGCGUUUUUUCCUCUAUUUUUAUUUUGGUUUAUAGCCCUGCCACUGUGCAUCCGCCUCAGACUUUAGAGCAGGACCUAGGGCAACACAGGGACAAGAGAUAGCCACUGACUUAGGAACACAGGAUUUGCCAUAACUGUUCACCUUACUGGUCCACCUAAUCUUAUACCCUGCAGUGGUCAACCACUGUUGCCUGCUUUUUCAGAGGAGCUGAGCACACGCAAUUCCUGUUGAAGUUAAUGGGAGCUACAGGUGAUCAACGCCUUUGAAAGUCUGGCCAAAGAUGCUGCAGGAGAAGGCAUAAAUCUCCCAUAAAUCUUAGCCAAUCUUGUAAUGCUGGAGAUGGGGAAGGGGAGGUUUCCUGACCCCCUACAGUGAUCCUGCAGCAUGAGACUCAAUUGUCCUUUUCUUAGCACAUAACUUUUGUAGCUAUUAGUCAUAACACUAGAGUAGGGGAGAAGGGGAUAGAGACUUUGGGUUUUUUUGGUUCUUAACAAAAAGAAUGGAGUGAUGAUCUUACAAAUACAGACCUUCAAACAAUUCAGUGACAAUCUAGUAAUGCUCCUUGAAAGAACUUAAAGUACAUUUUUUGGUGGGGUAGGGGCAGGUUGUUUGUUUUUUGCCCCAUGGUAGAUCAAGAAUAACCCUGAUUCUAACCACUUACAGCCCAAACUUUUAAAAACUUUUAGACCUGUGUUUGAGAGGUGUAGAGUACUCACAGCUCCAAGCACCUGGAGUUGUGAGCACACUCUGCUUUUCUAAAAACUCAGGAUCAGAUGUCUUAAGUUGGGCACCCAAAAUCACUAAUGAAAUUAGGGCCGAAGGGCCUGAUUCUCCUCUUGGUUGGUUCCUGAUCCAACUCUCAGUGAAAUUGCCAGGGAUGAAACCCUGGCCCCGCUUACGUGAAUGGGAGUUUUGCCAUUGACUUUAAUGAGGCUGGGAUUUUGCCUCAGGUGUCUUUCCUUUGACUUGAAUGGGAAUGAGAGUGGGAGCACACGCCAAUUUCAGACUGGAGUAACACCACUGGCUUCAGUGAAAGGACUCCUGACCCUUCCCAGGGCAGUGAGAUCACACACCAGCCUGAGUCCUGUUAGGGAACAUCAGUGUCACGAGACUCGUGAUAAAGUUUUGAUCCACAAACAUGAUGUCCAUGUAUCAGGGGGUAGCCGUUUUAGUCUGUAUCCACAAAAACAACGAGGAGUCCGGUGGCACCUUAAAGACAAACAGAUUUAUUUGGGCAUAAGCUUUCAUGGGUAAAAAAUUCAUCUGAAGAAGUGGGGGGUUUUACCCACGAAAGCUUAUGCCCAAAUGAAUAUGUUAGUCUUUAAGGUGUCACCGGACUCCUCAUUGUUAUUAUGUCCACGGAUGCUUUUGCCAUUUUCUUAACACUUUGCUUCUGUCUUGCUUUCUCUCCCCGCCUCUUUUUUUCCCCCCCCCUCCGCUCUCUGAUUGCAACUCCUGUCUCUCCUUACUGGGGUGGCUUGUUCUGGAAAGCUACAGUCUAUGUGACACCAAUGAUCUUCCUCUGUGCGAAGCCUACUGGAGAGAAGACCCUGCCGUGCUUUCCCCCGAAGGCCUCUCCAUGCCUCUGGCAGCUGCCACGGCAGAGCAGAGCACUACAGCCCCUCAGAGCUCAACCCCAUCGCACCCUCACGUGAACGGGCACGGGGCAGGCCCAAUGGAGCACUCCUGAAGAGGAUGCCGUGCCCGCUGAGCACACUCAAACCAGUGGUGCUGAGCUGCUGGAGUCUUCCCAGCUGCUGAAUUGAGCCAACUUUCUCCCACUGCCGGAAUAGCAUACUGUAGCUGUGUUUGCAGGUCAGCUGCUGCCGUUCACUGGAUAUCAGCAGUGUCUUCUUCACCUCUUGAGCCGCGCCCGUGAAAGUGUUCCCAUAGGGCUAUGGUAGAAGUAAUAGGCCAACAGGAAACUGACUGCUGUAGCAACUUUGAGCUAGGAUUUGUCUUAUGUUACCACAUGAUGGCUACAUGUAGAGACCAUUAGGAGCAUGGAGUUUGUUUCCAUGUGAAUCCCGGGUUGGGAACAUGUUGUUGCGCUGUGCAGGAAUCUAGUGUAUUCUGGUUCUGAAUAGGAAAUUUGGGUCAAGGUUUGGGGUGGGUUUUUUUAGUAUUUAUUUCUUCCUAAGACUCAAGUUAACCAACAUUGGGGUGCUUCCUAUAUCAGUAUUCUCAGCCUCUUCCUCUUCUGGGGUGGCACUAAAAUGACUUCUGCUGUAGUUUACAAGAAUAAUAACCUCCUCAGUACUUGUAUAUAACACUCUUCACCCUCAAGGUGCUCUGCAAACUUGAAUCCUUGUGCUCAGAAACUACUGAGAUGGGAGAGCUAAAACUACCUGGACUCCCCAGAACACCCCUGCCACAGACAUAAAUACUAUUCCCAUUGAAGUGCAAGGGAAACUGAGGCAGCAGUGCAGUGACUUACCCAAGGCUAUAGUUGGAGGCAGUGUCAGCGCCAGGAUUAGAAUUAAGGACUCUCUGGCUCCCAAGUGGGUGUUCUCUCAUAGCCUGAGACCACUGCAAACUGCUUCCUCCUUUCAGUCAUUUAAGCUAAUUCUACUUGUAUAAUUGAAAGAAAGUAUUUGAAAUGGGAUGUAACCAUUAGAUCAAUGUCCAAUCAUUGUUGAACUACUGGUGUACCCAGAAUGCAAUUAAGUCCCUGGUCAGUAUUCUACUGUAGCUUCACACAUCUCUGUGGGGUUGUUUUUCCCCCCACUCCAUUUGUUUUGUAAGUAGAUGGCUGAAUAAAACUAACUUUGUUUUGUA
Molecule: messenger RNA, 7072 nt
Organism: Chelonia mydas (Green sea turtle)
Lineage: Eukaryota; Metazoa; Chordata; Testudines; Cheloniidae
Gene: MED22
Product: mediator complex subunit 22
Exons: 5
Coding region: 400-822 (140 amino acids)
Biological process (GO): regulation of transcription by RNA polymerase II
Cellular component (GO): mediator complex
Molecular function (GO): transcription coregulator activity
Source: RefSeq, a predicted model, not a curated record